UUGAUAAAUCAGACACCACCCACUGAAUCACAAUCAGGGUUUUUAUAGCUGAAGUACACAGAAAAAAUAGUUCCCAUAAGAUGGAUGGGUUGAAUUAUUUGUUAGAAUCUAUAUAGGGCUGCGUCUAUAUGAACAAUUUAUGCUGUGCAUUUCAGUUGGCAGACACUGUCCUUGAUCAAAUUCUAUUGCAAAUUUUGCUAUAACCACUGCAGGCAAAUUUCAUUAUCAGGAAAUGGCUUGGAUGGAUCCUCUUUCUGUGUUGUUCCUAUUUCCCCUGGCAAUUGCAUUCCUUUGGAAAAUGAGCCAUUUCUGGAACAGCAGUAGCCAUAAUCUUCCACCAGGACCACAACCAUUACCACUAAUUGGAAACCUCCACCUAAUGGACCUGAAGAGGCGUUACAGAACCCUGUUAAAGUUAUCCAAGCAGUAUGGUCCGGUCUUCAGCUUCCAAAUGGGAUCCCAGAAAAUGGUAGUUCUGGUGGGCUACGAGACUGUAAAGGAGGCUUUGGUGAACCAGGCAGAUGCAUUUGCGGAGCGGGGCAACUUCCCGAUCUUUGACGAGGCUACAGGAAACUAUGGAGUUGUAUUUGCUCAUGGUGAGAACUGGAAAGUGAUGCGGCGGUUUACCUUAACCACUUUGCGUGACUAUGGGAUGGGCAAGAGGACCAUAGAGGACAGAAUUGUUGAAGAAUGCCAUUUCCUAAUACAGAAGUUUGAAUCUUACCAAGGAAAACCAUUUGAGAACACCAUAAUCAUGAACACUGCUGUUGCCAAUAUUAUCAUGUCCAUAUUGCUUGGCAAGCGAUUUGAAUAUGAAGAUCCCACAUUCGAAAGACUACUGAACUUGAUCAAUGAAAAUGCCCGGCUUGUUGGAAGUCCCUCUGUCACGCUGUACAACAUGUUUCCCGCACUGGGCUUUCUCUUCAGCAGUCGCAAGACUGUCCUUAAUAACAGGGAUGAAUUGUUCAGCUUCAUACAAGACGCCUUCAUAAAACACCUCAAGGAACUGGAUGUCAAUGACCAGAGGAGCUUUAUUGAUGCUUUUCUAAUCCGACAACAAGAGGAGAAGAACAAGAACAAGAUUAAUGAUUUUUUUCAUAAUGAAAACCUAACAGCUACUGUGGCUAACUUAUUUGGUGCAGGCACAGAGACCACUUCAACUACCUUGCGUUGGGCUCUGUUGCUGAUGAUGAAGUACCCUGAAAUCCAAAAUAAGGUCCAAGAAGAGAUUGCAAUGGUGAUUGGGUCUGCUCAGCCUCAGACUGAACACCGAUCAAAACUUCCUUAUACAGAUGCAGUAAUCCAUGAAGUGCAGAGGUUUGCUAAUAUUGUCCCUAUGAACUUGCCACAUGCCACCACUAUGGAUGUCACUCUUAAAGGAUAUUUCAUUCCAAAGGGAACUUGUAUUGUUCCGUUACUGUACUCUGUGCUUUAUGAUGAAUCUCAGUGGGAAAAACCACUUAAAUUCUACCCUGAGCACUUCCUUGAUUCUGAAGGAAAGUUUGUAAAGAGAGAUGCCUUCAUGCCUUUCUCUGCAGGUCGGCGAAUGUGUGCUGGUGAGACCCUUGCCAAAAUGGAGCUCUUCCUGUUCUUUGCACGUCUCCUGCAGAGAUUCACUUUCCAGCCAGCCCCUGGGAUGUCUAAAGAAGACCUGGACCUUUCCCCUGCUACAUCUCCAAUGCCCUACCGGUUAUGUGCUUUGCCACGUUCUUAACAUCCAGUCAUGCUUAUCUCUCAUGUGCACACUGCCCUACUUUUCUGUACCUUCUUGCCUUCCAAAGACGUAUCAGACUCAAUGGAACUGGACUGUGCUUUGUCACUAACCUUGGUGCUUCAUAUGACUAUCUGUCAAUCCCAACCAAGGUAGACUAGAGACAUAACGUCAUUUGCUGUAUCCAUUGUUUUUAUGUCUGCUGAUUUCUUGUAUUCACCCCUUAGAGAUGUCUUUGAAUCACCAAAACAAUGAAGCUGAGCUCCCGCUGUAUCUGCUCCCAAGUGAUAUUCAUCCAAUGAUACUAGCUAUGUAAAAGGUAAAGAUAGUCCCGACUUCCGGCUGGGGAUCCCUGAAGGUCUAACGCAGCUCAAAACACUGAGCUGUCCGUGCUGCUGUUUUGGAAGGCUGGAGGGGCGCAAACUGCCCCAGGUGGAGAACAGGCAAGAACGCUCAAGAACCUGAGGGCGCGUCAAUCUCAGGCAAGGGGGGGUUCUACGCAACGAACUCCCACCCGCCUUUGAGGUCCCACCCAGAGAAAGGUUUUGCUAAGAUCUCUGCAGCGGCUCUGGAGUCAAAUUUUGGCAUAAGACCUACAUGCCCAAGCCUCGAUGAGCAGCAAGGGGAACAGAUUUGAUUGGAUAACAGAAACAGCGAUUACAACCCAAGAAAAAACGUUUAAGAAGGUAAAGAUUGCUAUCUCUCAAUUCGGGACUAAUUAAAGUAAGAGAUAAAAUAUAAAAGCGGACUUAAAAACUGCAACAGACUGAUUAAGGGAAGGGGAAGAUUCCGGCAAGAAAUUUUUUUAAAAAGUGACAUUGCAAAGUGAAAUUAAGGCGGAAAGUCAAAUAUUGUUUACAUACCUGCGGUGGGAAGAGAUACUGGACUGUGGGAAAGUGCUAAUAUCGCGAGAACUGCUGCGAAAAGAAAAGGAACAGGAAGUAUGUCAGGACUAUAAAGAGGCUGGCAAGAAGCGGCUUGUUUUAAUACCGGAAGCGGAAGAACGCCAUUUUGGAAAAGGGAAAGGUUGUGGCUUCAAUGAAAAAGGAAGUAGGCCAUCUUUAAAGAAGGUAAGGGCGUUUACUUCAGUUUAAAACCAUAGAGAAAAAACGCCCGACAUUUUGGACUACAUAUAACAACUUUUAAUAAAAAUAAAGCGAAUUUGGACUUUUUUAAACAUCAGGAAGUAAUAAAUCAGUGCCACAGAUCUAAGGAAAAGGGCAGACUCGUGGGAGUGUAGUAAAUCAAGCCCCACGAUGUCGAAGAAGGAGUGGCAAGCUGCGAUGGAGAAUCUUGAUAAAAAAGUUUCAGAAGUUUCAGAAGGCAACAAGGAGCUUUAAGGUAUGGUACAGGAGAUGGCGAAGGAUUUUAGAGACUUUAAAGAGACACUUAAAACGGAAAUGGCAGAACUGACAAAAGAUGUGCUUGAAACGCAGCAGAGAGUUAAUGUUGUUGAAAACACGCUGGAUGUGCAGAAAUGAGAGGAUUAAAAGGAAGAGUGGCCGUUGCGGAAUGUAAACAAAUGGAGAAACAAUUAAGAUUUCGUUCUAUCCCUGAGACGGAGGAAAAAACAGCCUGAGAGCAGAUUACAGAAAUUUUGGGAGGAUAUCUGGGGAAGGAAGAAGAGGAAAUUGCAGCUCUCCUAGAUGUGGUGUACAGAAUCAAUUCAAAAUUUGCGCUUCAGAAGAAGUUACCAAGGGACAUGAUUGUGCAAUUUACGACAAGAAAUACAAGAGAACUAAUUGUGAGUAAACAGUUUCAGGAUCCAUUAGAAGUCGACGGUAAAGCGGUGAGAAUUAUGAAGGAGUUGCCCAGAUCGGUGCUGUUGGAGCGGAAAAAAUACAAAGAGCUGGUUCAGAUGUUAAAGGAAAUGAAAAUUAAAUAUAGAUGGGAAAUACCAGAGGGACUGGCAUUUGAAUUUGGAGGAGCAAGAAAGAGCAUCAGAUCUGGUCAUGAGAUGGAAAUUUUUAUUAUGAAAAAUGAAAAAGAUUUACCAAAAAGUUCAAGAGCCUGAUCAUGGAUUGCAAAGUCAUAUCUUGGAAUGUUAAUGGACUAAAUUCACCUUGUAAACGUAAGGCUAUUUUCCACUGGCUUGUAAAACAGAAAUGUAAAAUUGUGUGUCUACAAGAGACACAUAUUAAAAAGCAAGAUGUAAAAUAUUUGAAAAUGGUAAAGCUUGGAAAAGAAUUUGUAGCUGCCUCCAAACAGAAGAAGAGGGGGGGUGUAUUGUAUAUAAAAGAGGAGCUACAGCCUAAAUUAGUGUUAAGUGAUGCAGAAGCUCGAUAUUUAGCAGUGGAAAUAAUUUGGAAUUCAAAGAAGAUGUUGGUGAUUGGAGUAUAUGCACCUAAUGGUGCAAAAGAAAACUUUUUUGUGGACUUGCAAAAGCAACUAGAUGAGUUGUCCUAUGAUCAAAUAAUUUUGGCAGGCGAUUUCAAUGGAGUUACAAAUUUGGAGGAAGAUAAGAAAUCUAAGACUUAUACAAAAAAAAAGAGAACUAUUGCCAAAGUCAUUUUUUGCGAUUAUGCAACAGGAAAGUCUAGAUGAUGUAUGGAGGAGACAAUAUCCCAAGAAAAGACAGUAUACAUUUUACUCUGCAAGACAUUCUACGUUAUCAAGAAUCAAUAUGAUCUGGGCCUCCAAAGAACUGUUAUUAUGGACCAAAGAUGUGGAAAUAAUGCCAAAGGUAGGCUCAGAUCAUAAUCCAAUUAUGUGGAGAUUUGGCAAAAACAAUAAAAGACGGGGAUGGAGAAUAAAUGAGGACUUGCUACAGAUGGAAGACAAUAUUGCGUUGCUGGGAAGGGAGACCAAGUUCUUUAUACAAUACAAUUUGAACAAAGAAGUAUCGACUAAUAAGGUUUGGGAUAUGUAUACAGCUGUGAUCAGAGGGAUACUAAUGGACUUGAAUGCAAGAGAUAGGAGGAAAAAGGAGAAAAAAAGAUUGGAAAUUAUGGAAAAAAUUAAAGCCAAAGAGAUUCAACUUAAAAAGAGACCAGGGAAAAAGAAAAUAUAUCAGGAUAUUAGAAUAUUAUAAGAACAGUUAUUGGCAAUGAAUAAUAAAGAACUGGAGUGGAACUUAAAAAGGAUGAAUCAGAGGUCGUUUGAAGGUGCAAACAAACCUGGGAAAUAUUUGGCAUGGCAAUUAAAAAAGAGAAAGGAGAAGAAAACUAUUAGUAUGAUACGAGAAGAAGACAAGAUAUUAAGUGAUCAAGCUGCCAUUAGUAGAGCCUUUUUCAAGUUUUAUGCCAAACUAUACCAAAAAAAAGAGGUGAAUAAAGACUUAAUAGCGGAUUAUUUAGUUAAGAUGAAACUUCCGACAAUCUCUGAAGAAUGGAAGGAAAAAUUGAAUAAGGAUGUGACGGAAGAAGAAAUAAAAGAAGCUAUUGAAUCAACGAAAUUGGGAAAGGCACCAGGACCGGAUGGAUUAAUGGCAAAAUUUUACAAAACAAUGACGAAUGAACUGGCACCAUUCCUGAAGGAGGUAAUGAAUGGAGUUAUAUAUAACCAAGGGAUCCCUGAGUCAUGGAAUGAAGCUAACAUAUCAUUGAUUCCAAAAGAGGGACAAGAUUUGACUAAUGUUAAAAAUUACAGACCAAUUUCACUGUUGAAUAAUGAUUAUAAAAUAUUUGCAAAAGUAUUGGCGGAAAGAAUCAAAGGAUGGAUGUCAGAAUUUAUUGCAGAAGAACAAGCUGGGUCCUUACCUAACAGACAAAUCAAAGACAAUUUGAGAACAGUAAUAAAUGCGAUUGAAUAUUAUGACAAGCAUUGUGAUAGAGAAGUUGGUUUCUUUUUCGUGGACGCGGAAAAAGCAUUUGACAAUCUGAAAUGGGACUUUAUGUUUGCCACUAUGGAAAAGCUGCAAAUGGGAGAAAAGUUCAUACAUGCAGUCAAAGAAAUUUAUAAAGACCAAAGUGCAGCAAUUGUAGUGAAUGACGAUUUGACAAAAAAAUUGAAAAUAAGCAAAGGCACAAGACAGGGCUGCCCUUUGUCUCCAUUGUUGUUCAUACUGAUUUUGGAAAUACUGUUGAUUCAAAUUCGAGAAGAUGAUACAAUUCGAGGUAUAAAAAUAAAAGAGUUCACCUACAAGGUCAGAGCAUUUGCAGAUGAUAUAAUGUUAAUAGUAGCGGAUCCAAUCGAUAAUAUGCCAAAGGUAAUAAGGAAAAUAAAAGAAUUUGGAGAUUUGGCUGGCUUUUAUGUAAAUAAAAAAGUCGAAGAUACUAUGCAAAAAUAUGACCAAACAGAAGCAACAAGAACUGGAGGAGCUAACGGAUUGUGAAGUAACGAACAAAGUAAAGUAUCUUGGAAUUGAAUUAACUGCGAAAAAUAUAGAUUUAUUUAAGAACAACUAUGAGAAAUUGUGGAUACAAAUAGAAAGAGACUUGAUAAAAUGGAAUAAGUUGAAUCUAUCAUGGCUGGGAAGAAUUGCGGCAAUAAAAAUGAAUGUUUUACCAUGAGUGAUGUUUCUGUUGCAAACGAUAACGAUUAUCCGAGACUCUAAACAAUUUGAAAAAUGGCAAAGGAAAAUUUCAAACUUUGUGUGGGCAGGCAAGAAGCCACGUGUGAAAAUGAAAGUACUACAGGAUGCGAAAGAGAGAGGUGGAUUGCAACUGCCCAAUUUAAGAUUAUAUUACGAAGCAAUAUGUUUGACAUGGAUAAAAGAUUGGAUAACGUUGAAAAAUCGCAAACUACUGGCCUUGGAAGGUUACAAAAAAUAUUUGGAUGGCAUGCGUACCUGUGGUAUGACAAAACAAAAGCGGACUCUAUGUUUUUGCAUCAUUUUAUUUGAAGAAGCCUCUUCGCAAUCUGGAAGAAAUAUAAAAUUUAUAUGGGAGAAGGAAUUCCUGCAUGGGUGGUCCCGUAUGAAGUAAUUGACCCGAGAACUGUCGACAAUGAACAGCAAUGUUUAACUUACAAGGAGAUAACACAAAUACAACAUUCAAAAUUAAGAAUAAAAACAGAAGAAGAGUUGUCUCCUUGUUAUGGAUGGUUUCAAUAUAGACAGAUCAGAGAUCUUUACAAAUCGGACUGCUCAAAGGGAGGAAUAAGAAUGGAAAAUUCAGAAUCGGAAGAAGUAAUGUUACAAGAAGGCAAGAAACAAAUUUCAAAGAUUUAUAAAAUUCUUCUAAAAUGGUACACCGCAGAUGAAACAGUGAAAGUACAGAUGGUGAAGUGGGCAAUAAAUUUUCAUAAAGAAAUAGCAAUGGAGACUUGGGAACAUCUGUGGAAGAAUAUAAUCAAAAUUACAACUUGCAUGAAUACUAAAGAAAAUGUAUAUAAAAUGAUAUACAGAUGGUACUUAACACCGAAGAAAAUUGCGCUGGGUAAUGCCAGCAUGUCAGAUAAGUGCUGGAAAUGCAAAAAACAUGAAGGAUCAUUGUAUCAUAUGUGGUGGACCUGUGAAGUAGCCAAGCAAUACUGGGGAGAUAUAAUAGAAGUAAUUAAUGAAGUGUUACAAACCCAAAUAAAUAAGAACCCAGAAUUGCUGCUACUGAACUUGGGAAUGGAGAAAAUUCCAGCGCAGUAUAGAACAUUGUUAUUUUAUAUGACUUCAGCAGCAAGACUAUUAUAUGCGCAGAAAUGGAAAGUGCAAGAAGUACCAACUGUAGAGGAUUGGAUUUACAAAUUGCUGUACAUGGCAGAGAUGGAUAAAAUUACAAGAAAAUUCAAAGACCUGGAUCCAGAACAAUACAUGACAGACUGGGCGAAUCUGAAACAAUUUCUAGAAAAAAAACGGGAUGUAAAAGGAGAAUUGCGGCAGUUUGAAAACUUUUGAACCAAGAUGUUACAAUUGGAAGAGAGAAGUGACUUUACCAUAAAAGGAAAUAUUAUCUAUUUUAAUCUAAGCUAGGAUUACAGUUAACUAUGGGGGGUUAGAAUUUAUAACUGAUUAUUGGAAAGUAGAAUUGAGAUAUUAGAAUAAGAAAUACAGCAUAUAUAUAGUUUAUGUAAGAGAAAUAUGGAACUGUUUAGAGUAGUAAAGGUUAUCAAGUUAGGUUAAUAGUUAUAAGAUUAAAGUUACAGUUAAGCAUAUGGUAGGAUAAGUAUGUUGUUAAUUUUUUGAAGUAUUAUCAGUAUAAUUAACAUAGUAUGUAUAGAGUAAAUAUAAGGCUUAGAGUAAGGAAUGUUAUAUUGGGAAGUUUUAGUAGUGUUUAAUAUAGAAUUUGUUAAGUAAUAAAGGGGGUAAAGGGUUGGAAAGCUGUCGGAAGUCAAGAAGGAGGGGGGGAAAGGGUGGGGAUUAGAUUAGGCUAAAUUGGAUAAGACUGAAAUGUAAUUUUAUAUGAAACUAUGCUCACCAAUAAAAUUCUUUAAAAAAAAAAAUAAAAGGUAAAGAUAGUCCCCUGUGCAGGCACCGAGUCAUUACUGAUCCAUGGGGGUGUCAGAGUGUGAAAGUAACUCUGGCAAGAUUCAGGCAUUGUCAGAUCAUUCUCAUCUAAGUGACAGUUAAGUCAUAUGAUCGUCCAAGGUUGCAAGGUUGCAUCAGCCAGAUGUGCUGAGUGCAAAGGUAAAUGCUGAUUGGAUGUAAGUUAUAUAAAUGUACUCUGUGUACUGUGUAUUGGGUGCCUGCAAAGGUUUCAGAGUCUGGCGAAGCACUUUGCUGCUCUGAGUUGUAAAGGCUAUUGGACUGUGUAUAUAUAUAUAUAUCUGUAAAUAAAUCUAUAUAUAGUUCACCUUA
Molecule: messenger RNA, 8381 nt
Organism: Eublepharis macularius
Lineage: Eukaryota; Metazoa; Chordata; Lepidosauria; Squamata; Eublepharidae
Product: cytochrome P450 2K1-like
Exons: 9
Coding region: 233-1714 (493 amino acids)
Biological process (GO): xenobiotic metabolic process
Cellular component (GO): intracellular membrane-bounded organelle; cytoplasm
Molecular function (GO): iron ion binding; oxidoreductase activity, acting on paired donors, with incorporation or reduction of molecular oxygen, reduced flavin or flavoprotein as one donor, and incorporation of one atom of oxygen; heme binding
Source: RefSeq, a predicted model, not a curated record